CCUCCGCUCAGCUGAGAUGGAAUGCAGCGUCAAACGCGGACCUCGGAGGGGAGGGAGGGCGCGACGACAAGGAAGGGAGUCCCGACGUUGAAAGCACGCGGAGGGAGAGGCAGACGCGCUCGGGCCCUGGCGCAGACGUCGGGAAGCGAUGCAGACGGGAGCGUCCGCAUUGCCCCUCUCAUUGAUUUGUAUAUGAAAACAUAGUGCUUCUUUUUGCUCCCCCUCCCCUCCCCUCCUCACCCCUCCCUCCCCUCCCCUCCCCUCCUCUCCCCCAUGCUCCCCCUUUCUGCUUCCCGUUGAGUGAUCAUCUGAUGAAGAGACUAGCAGCUCGCUGCUAUGCGGGCUUGCUAAUUCUCUCCCCCGCCGCCGCCGCCGCCGCCGCCGCCGCCGCCGCGCUGGAUCCUGCAGACCGCGCUCAGUUUUAAGUCAUUGGAACCUCUCUCCCGGUCCCCCUCCCCCCCUCCACCCCUCCCCGCCCCGCCACAGCCGGAAGCCGGCGGGAAGAUGGAAGAGGACGACGGCGGCCUGAAGAAGCGCAAACACGACGAACGACGUGACAAGGCGGCGGCGGGGCACGACACCGCCGGCGAAAAAGUCAAACGGAAACGAGGGCGACCGCCCGCCGAGAAGCUCCCCCCGAAUCCGCCCGAGCUCACCCGGCAACUCAGCACCCUGGUCGACAUGGUGGUCAACUACAAGGACGGUUUGGGUCGACAGAUCAGCAAAGGCUUCGUGCAGCUCCCUUCCAGGAAGGAAGCCCCCGAGUACUACGAGCUGAUCCGAAAGCCCGUGGACUUCCGCCGGAUCAGGGAGCGAGUGCGAAACCACAAGUACAGAAGUGUGGGCGACCUGGAGAAGGACAUUUUCUUGUUGUGUCACAACGCUCAGACCUACAACCUGGAAGGAUCUCAGAUCUACGAGGACUCCAUCGUCAUCAAGUCCGUCUUCGAGAGCGCCCGGCUGAGAAUCGCGGCCCACGAGGAGCCCGAGCAGACGGUCGCCGGCGGCAACGGCCGUGCCGCCCGACACCCGGAAGGAGCGCUGGAUCACGAGGAGCGGAGUCGCAAUCUCACGGCCAACAGGACGCCUUUCUACCAAGACCGGGAUGCCGAGGAAAACCUCUCCAAGGAUGAAAGUUGAACGGUUGUCGGGAAGACUUGGAGUCCAUUUGUUUCUUCGUCAUUAUUCUUAACCAACACCCCCCCCCCCCCCCCCCAAAAAAAACAACAACAACAACAAAAAACUCAGCCGCAGAAGAAACGUGUCGAGAAGCCAAGCCUGAAAAGACACAAGUCUGCCAUUGUGGUUCCAAGCGGCCAUUUUGGCCAUUUUUGAGGGUCCUUCAAAGACUACUCGAGAUUUUCUUCGAUUGCUAUUAAAUAUCAAUCACAAGUACAGCGGUACCUUGCCUUUUUUGGGCUAGCCAAAAUUUGAGGUACCACCCAGUCAGCAAACCGACGUCGCCCUGAUGUCGCACGGAGAAAAAUCGAAAAUGACCAGCAUACGACAUCUGAACGAUUCAAGAUGGCGCGCGGGCCAGCGUGGUUCUACUCCACUGCACAGCUCAGUGCUGCAUUCACUUGCCCAAGGUGCGCCGGAAAUUCCGCCACUGUAUAAAAUCGCCCCAUAGAGCAACACAGGUCGCUGCAAUACAUUUUACUAUCCAAUGUCAAAAGCAAUACGGACUUGUUAAAAUAACAACCUUCAGUAAAAAAAAAUAAUAAUAAAUUAAUGAACAUAAAUAACAGCAAGAUCAGCACCCGAUUCCUCCACUGACAGCCUGCAGAAGGAAAAAAAUAAAAAAUAAAUAGCAGUCACAUGACUUCAAUAUCUCACAUCAUCGUGUAAAUUUUGUCAUUUAAACCACGUGUCAAACCGACCGGGGCUAUUUUUUGGUGUUGACACACGGAUUUGUUUUGCGUGACAUCACCUGUUAGACGGAACCGCACACGACAAACUAUCAUUAAUGUCGGAUUAAAACAGAACAAAAGUGUGGAGAAAAAAAAUGGAAAAGAAAGGCAAUCCUCACAAAACAUUGCCGGCUAGUAAAUCAGAUGCACAGCGAUUUAUAUUGUGUAGUACUAGUCAGCGAAAACCACAGUUAGCUGGUCGAGUUACCUUUUAAUAAACGUGUAAAGAUGGAUGCGGCCUCCUGGCGCACUCGCUUUGUUCCUGCUGUAACACGAGACGUCAUCAUCUGUGGCAACAUUGUCGUUUGAAUUGAAAUGAUCAUUGACCUGGAAAAUGCCGGUGCGUUCGCCAACACAGCUGUGAACCGGUCAAAAUUGCCGCCUACACAGGACAGGACAGGACAGGACAGGACGCGAUUGGCUAACGUGAUAUACAAUGAGAAGUUCGCAAGGAGCUAAAAGUAGGCAAUAAUUCAUCACCCACUAGGCCCCGCCCAUUAAAGGCACACACACAACACUACCGUUUUUGCCCAACAUACAGUAAUUACACUUUAAGAAGGUAAACAGUUGAUUUCUUUACAUUCUCUUUUGUCGUGUUUUAUGUUUUUGUACAAUACAGUUCUAUUUGUCUUUAUUAAAAACACAACAUAAAAUGGUGAUGAUUUUUGGGUCCUUUCAAUGGGGAACGGUGAUUUUGAAUGCAACUUGUAAGUCAAGGUACUGCUGUACUGGACAGAUUCCCUUCAGAUUCUGUGGACCGGCAUCGAGGCCUCGAUUUCACGGUCUCGCCGUGAACUCGCUUGUGUUUUUUUGCUGCGAAAUGGCUCGCUCAUUCUUCGCCGCUCUAAUCGUUCUUUACCAUUCAUCUGCUGCAGAUGCGACGUGAAACCAAACCAAACCAAAAUACUGCUUUAAGGAGCGUUUUCAAUCUGCGCGUUUGUAUGAAACGCCUUCACUGGGGUGGUCGCAGCAAGUGGACAAAACGUAUUGGGACACAAUCCCAACUUGCGGGAGUUUGAAAAUCUCGCUAAAACCGAGCUAGGAGUCUCAAUAUUUGUGUCCAUGUUGUGGAGCAUCAAAGACAUUCUGAGGUGUGAGGACUGCAAGAAUCCGGGCACACCAAUGUGAUUAUUAUUAUUAUUUUUAUUUUUUUUCCUAUUUGGACUUUGAAUGUGAAUUCCCAGCAGACACAUCUUGUACACAUUGUAUGUGAAGCGUGUUGUCGGCGACGACGUCCAUGACAAUCCCUGGAAACAUGUACUGUAUCUGUUCAACUGUUAAUACAUUUGAUCAAAAACCGC
Phyllopteryx taeniolatus (common seadragon) is the source of this 3211-nucleotide messenger RNA. RefSeq names its product probable global transcription activator SNF2L2. Gene Ontology annotation, cellular component: RSC-type complex. NCBI's taxonomy places the organism in Eukaryota, Metazoa, Chordata, Actinopteri, Syngnathiformes, Syngnathidae. Bases 505 to 1140 code for a protein of 211 amino acids. The record is from RefSeq and is a predicted model, not a curated record. Gene Ontology annotation, molecular function: protein binding. Gene Ontology annotation, biological process: chromatin remodeling. The transcript has 6 exons.